AUGUCUGAUCCUGCAGCGUUGCAGGCUGGGGCCCCAGAGGCAUCGGAUGGCGCGGUCUUUCGUCUUCGAUCCUUCCCGAUCGUGUACAGGUGGCAGCUUCCCGCUCAGCGGGAGUCUGGCCAAGUAGAUGGAGUACACUACACUCAGUCCAUGGGCAGGAUGAUUCUGACGUAUCCACUCAGAGACAGCAACAUGGACCUCGACGAAGAUGACAUCAAGGUAGAGAUGUCCUGCUGGCAGCUGCUCGUGUCACGCAAAGACGGCAAAGGCAAACUUACAGACCUCUGCAAGGAAGUCUACGACGACAUUCUUCGAGACCUUUCCUGGUGGAAGGUGGACACUUCGCAGUCGAAUCCACAGGAUAAGGCACUGAUCAUCUACCUCGCGAAGGCACGCCAUCGCUCCUGGGCGAGCCCUUGGUAUCCAGGUGCCUUGAAUCCGCACAAGAAAAGCAUUUUCGGAUGGACCGAACGUCAGGCGCCGAAGGGGGUCCUUAAGGGUCUCAAGAUCGAUGUCGAAGCUUUCAAGAACAUCGAGCCAGGAGAGCCGGAGGACUGGAACCAUGAAAUCAGCACGGCAAUGACUCCAGAGCAAAUUUGCACAGGCAUUACUGUGAGCGAGUCAGAAUCCUUGGUGCAAGUGGUCAUCCACCUGGAUGAAGAAGCCCUUGAGAGUGCCACUGCCCGUGUGCCCCUAGAGGAGGUCUUCGCCGCAGAUAUAUCGGCUGAGAUGCUGAGCGUGUAUCUUCGUGGGGACAGUUUCAGUAUUUGCGCCGGCCGCUUCUCUGGCAAAGUUGUGCCAGAGAAGUCGAAUUGGCAGAUCUCCUCUGCCUCCUGGCAGCAUCCCGUCGUGUCGGGUGCAAGCGAGUCCGAAGUGAAGGAAGGUCUUCUCGGGCAUUCCAAGGGUGCUGACAGUUCCGUUAUGUUUGAAUUUCCCUCGUAUGCUUUGCUCCAGUUGUUGCCACACUUGGUGCACGUGAACUUUACAGCGCAGCGUGUCAUAGAGGCUGAUGUGAAGCGCAAGCUGUGGCAACGCCUAUCCGUCAAGCGGAUGACCCCUCAUCUCUCAUCUUCUUCCCAGCGUGGAAGAACGGCUCUUGAAGUCUUGGCGACGGGGGGGGAGUUGUCUGCUGCAACAACGGAGCUCGAGUGGGAACGCUGUGGCGAGUCCCGGGCUUCCUGUGCAGGUGCAAAUCACGAAGUCCUGAUGCAGUUGGGUGAAAGCCGUCAACAUGCCGGUGACAUGCCGGCUGCCGUUCAGGGAUGCACCGUGAAGUCUCCGGCCUUCUACAAUCCAGCCCUGCGGAUCAUGCUGUCGAAGGCCCUGGCCCUACGAAUAGACACCUUUCAGGAGUCCAAGCACACUCCAUAUCUGCUCCAGGCCAAGGAGAGUUUCGGCAACUGGGAUGAAGUGUUCCAGGCCCGUCCGGUGCGGUCCCCUUCCCGCUCGCAAGCACCCACCGUUGGUCGCUGCAGCGCCAUAGCACAGGAUUUCCAAUGCUGCUCUUUCGGACUCCCUCGGGAUCGAAUCGAGUGGGAUGAGAGUGAGGAGAUGCUCAGUUCUCUCUCCUGGUUGUCCAAACAAUAG
Molecule: messenger RNA, 1587 nt
Organism: Symbiodinium sp. CCMP2592
Lineage: Eukaryota; Dinophyceae; Suessiales; Symbiodiniaceae
Source: the annotation of a GenBank genome assembly